Molecule: messenger RNA, 894 nt
Organism: Cokeromyces recurvatus
Lineage: Eukaryota; Fungi; Mucoromycota; Mucoromycetes; Mucorales; Mucoraceae
Exons: 3
Coding region: 1-894 (297 amino acids)
Source: RefSeq, a predicted model, not a curated record
AUGGUCAAAGCAUCAAAACGAUAUAGAAAUGAUAAAAGUGAUCUAAAAGAAAAUAGAGUACUUCAACCAUUAGAAUCACACGAAAAUACUAACAUGGAACAGAUUAGACAUAAUGUAAAUGAAACGAAUAUUCACGAAAAACUGAAUCUUGUCCUGGAUAAAUUACAAUGUAUAUCAAAAGCUACUGAAUAUUUAAUAGAUGAAAUAAGAGAAUUGAAAACGGAAAUACAAGAUAUUAAAUAUUCUUUACCAUCAACAAUAGAUGCAAAUCGAAUAACAAAUGAUACAAGAGGAAUAAUACGUGAAUCAGAAUCUUUAGAUAAUAAACAAAAGGGUCCUUUCCCAGAAUUCAAAUUAAUAGAUAGAACAUUAUCUCGACCGUCAACAAAAGAUAUUGCAGAAACAACAGGCGGGAAAGCACAUAGUUUACAAUUUACAUGCAAUCUUUAUAUGGAGCUUAUUGAAAAAAUAUUAGGUCCAGCAACAGAAACUGGUUUAGAUUAUAGGGCAAUGGUAAAGGAAGCAGUCCUGAUUACUAAAUCAGUCAUAUCUCAAAUCAAGGAAGCUUAUUAUAUAGAUUCUAAUUUACGUUGGAGCCAAGUUGACCCCACCAUUAGACUAGAAGCUUAUCAGAAGCUUGAGGUAGCCACUGAACAUCUUUUACCUUUGAAAGUUUGCUCUGAAUUCUGGGGAGCACAUGUAUUACUCAGUAAUUUCUGGCUUAAACGAAAAAAACCAAGAAAUAAUAACAGUUCACAAAGUGAUGAUAUCCAUAAUAAUAGUAAACGUAGAAAAAAAUCUUUUGUGAAUACUUCAACACAACAAAAUACCCUACAAAAUAUGGAUCAAGAAAAAAAGUCACCUGCAUUUAGUAUUUCUUUUUUAACAGAUUAA